AUUCUGCAUCUGAUGGAUUAACCCAAACAAAAUGGCAAUUGAUGUGAAGAUUUUAUCUCCGAGAAGGAGCAGAGAUUUAAGCGUUUUUAUGUUAAUUCUUUCGAUUUUCACUGCAUUUGGAGAGGGAAUACAAGUUUCGUAUCUGUACAAUAGCUGCAAUACCACAAUCCUAGCAGAUAUCACAGGCCUUGUAGAGCCCGACAGUAGUCUGCGAUACAGAAAUAAUCAGGACUGCCACGUUGUCCUCUCAACAGAGCCAAGCAAGAAGCUGCUCUUACAGUUCAACAGAUUUGUCUUAGAAGAGGCAGUAAAUGGAGCAUGUGUGGACAGUUUAAGAUUGCACGAUGGAGAGUCCGACAUGGCGCCCCCUUUGACCCCAAAACUCUGCGGUCGACAAUCCCUGUCCGAGGUGGUCUCAACCAGUAGCAAUGUGACGUUUGUGUUUGAAACAGAUGAUACAGGGGUUAGCCUCGGAUUCGGAAUUCUGUACACAGUGUUUGAAGAUGCACCAUGUUCAGCAGGUCAGUUUCAGUGUAACAACAGUCGGUGUAUUGAUUACUCUCUCAUCUGUGAUUCACUGGACAACUGUGGAGAUAACAGUGAUGAGGCACAAUGCAUGGAUGUCAUCGAAACAUCCAGUGGGCUAACACUAGGUCAGCUUGUCCUCAUCGCUCUUGGAGGCAUUGUGGUUGUCGUCAUCGUCAUUUUCAUUGCCAGAUCACUCGCACAGAAGUUCCGCUCCAACAAGCUUGUGAAGCAGCUCAGAGCCGACAUGGACAACUCCCGGGUGGACAACGAGUAUAGCAAUAAAGACUUCUGGGGCAAGUGAUGGAGCAGGAAUAGACAUGACAGGCCUCUCGGUUUAGGUAAUUUAGCAAAGUGUAGUUGGCCCGCCAAAAUGUGUAAGGAAUCCAAUGUUAAUAAUGGUUGAUCACA
This is a messenger RNA of Lytechinus variegatus (green sea urchin), 936 nucleotides long. Its product is annotated as low-density lipoprotein receptor-related protein 12-like. NCBI's taxonomy places the organism in Eukaryota, Metazoa, Echinodermata, Echinoidea, Temnopleuroida, Toxopneustidae. The transcript has 5 exons. Bases 32 to 829 code for a protein of 265 amino acids. Gene Ontology annotation, molecular function: protein binding. The record is from RefSeq and is a predicted model, not a curated record.